AUGGAUCUGGACACAGAGAAUCGUCUAGCUUCAUUACUCCUUGAAGAAGCACGGAGAUUACAGUCAGAGGCUGACAGGGAAGGUGUUCAUGCAUAUCUGCGAAAGCCCAAUGUUAGGCAUCGUCCAAACUCCCGGUUCCUCACAGCCACAGUUCGUGGAGUUCAACAAGCAAACCGUGUUGUGGAGGUUGAUGAAAUGUGGCGUGCCAGGGAGAAGGAACUUGAACUUGAGUGUAAGCUGAAAAGAAGAAAUAAAGAGCGUGGUGACUCCAGAGGGGAGAAACGCAAAGGUGACUCGAGAAAUAUGAGUUCCAGCUCAAAGAUUGAGGAAGGAACUGCUUAUAAUAGUUCUUACUCAGACCAGGAUGAUGGUCUAGGGGAUGAUGAAGUUGAAAAGUUUCUGCAUUCAAGGGUAAAGCGAGGAAGAGGUGCGGUUGGCUCUAGGAUGGACGAACCUGGUCCAUACCUAAAGGCUUCAUCGCAUUGUCGAGACAAAGAACCUAGCCCGGAUAUACGUUUGGAAGAGAAAUGGGAACGCCGAGUGCAAGGUCCGGAGAGGCCACUGUUUCUGAGAUCCAAGUCUCCCGAUGAUUGUUGGCAUAAGGAAACAUUGGAUGAUAAGCCAUCCAGCUCUUGUGAGCCAGAACCACACAGGAAGAAGGAAAAUAAAAAGGGGAGGAGAUCGUCGGAGAAAAAAGAGAGAAAGGAGAGAAAAGACAAGAAGAAAGCCAAGCAUCGGCACUGCCACCACCACCAUCACAAAAGCCGAAGAAGGGAGUGA
Triticum turgidum subsp. durum (durum wheat) is the source of this 780-nucleotide messenger RNA. The record is from the annotation of a GenBank genome assembly. NCBI's taxonomy places the organism in Eukaryota, Viridiplantae, Streptophyta, Magnoliopsida, Poales, Poaceae.